AUGGCUGCCUUCGCUAGUCGCACCCCCAAUAACAAUGUCUCCGUCGACGCCGCUACAGAUGAUCUCAAGAAGGCCGGCAUCUCCGAAAGGGCUAUGCCCCCACCUCCCCUUCGUGCUCCCGCAUCAGCACCCGCCCCCGGGGGGCGUCCCGGUUCGCUAGCUAUGGGCGGACUCGCCGCCCGCCGCAUGGGCAAAGCCGGGCUUCCCAAGCUAAGCGGAAUGGACAUGGGCCUCCAGAACGCAGGACUUGGUGGUGGUCGUCCCAACCAGGAGUCCGAACAGCCUCCGCGGCACGGCCCUUCGAGUUCAUUCUCGACGCCGUUCGCCAACUUUGGCAAAAUUGUCGACCCCACGGGACGCCUCGUCUUCAACAACGCCGUACUGCACGAGAAAGGCGUCGAUUUUGUCGGCGGCGCGUCCUUCUCUAUCAACAUGGCUGAGCUGCAGUUGGACGAGGAAUUGGGAAAGGGCAAUUAUGGAACCGUGAAGAAAGUGUUCCAUAAGCCCACCAAAGUGAUGAUGGCGAUGAAGGAAAUCCGUCUUGAGCUGGAGGAUGCGAAGCUCAACGCCAUCAUCAUGGAGCUGGACAUCCUCCACCGCGCAGUCGCUCCCGAAAUAGUCGGGUUUUAUGGAGCCUUCUUUAUCGAAUCGUGUGUGUACUAUUGCAUGGAAUACAUGGAUGCCGGAUCAUUAGACAAGUUGCAAGGCGAAGGCGUACCCGAGGACAUCCUGGCCCGUAUCACUAGCAGUAUGGUUCGGGGACUCAAGUUCCUGAAGGAUGGUCUCCAGAUCAUUCACCGUGACGUGAAGCCUACCAAUGUUCUUGUUAAUCGGAAGGGUCAAGUUAAACUGUGCGACUUCGGAGUUUCCGGGCAGCUUGAGAAAUCGCUUGCCAAAACUAACAUCGGCUGUCAAAGCUACAUGGCCCCCGAACGGAUACGAGGCGAAUCUCAGAACAACGUCGGAACAUAUACCGUUUCGUCAGAUGUGUGGUCCCUUGGAUUGUCGAUCAUCGAAAUGGCUCUCGGUCAUUACCCGUACCCACCCGAGACCUACGCCAACGUGUUCGCUCAGCUCACUGCAAUCGUCGACGGCGACCCCCCAGAACUUCCUGAAGACUUUACGGGGACUUCCAGAGACUUUGUUGCCCGUUGCCUGCACAAGAUCCCUGAUAGACGAGCAACGUACACUGAACUGCUGGAGCAUCCGUUCCUGGUUGAGGACGUCGGUCGCGAUGUAGACAUGGCUGGGUGGGUGGAGAAAGCGAUAGAGGCACGCGAGGCUCGUAUCCGAGCACAUAUCGAAGCUCAAAAUCAAGAGCCAACGUCGUAG
This is a messenger RNA of Epithele typhae, 1332 nucleotides long. RefSeq names its product kinase-like protein. The record is from RefSeq and is a predicted model, not a curated record. The transcript has 8 exons. Gene Ontology annotation, molecular function: ATP binding; MAP kinase kinase activity. Lineage: Eukaryota; Fungi; Basidiomycota; Agaricomycetes; Polyporales; Epitheliaceae. Gene Ontology annotation, biological process: cellular hyperosmotic response; protein phosphorylation; MAPK cascade. The coding region runs from base 1 to 1332 and encodes 443 amino acids.